AUGGCGAAGCGGUGGUGUCGGCUGCGUGGGGAGGCCUGGGCCGCCUGCCUGGGGCUCUGCGGGGCGGCGCUGGCCCUGCUGGCCGUGCUGCUGGUGCGGGCCUACGUCCUCGCCCCCCGCCCCCCGCCCGACCCGCGGCUCUGGGGGCGGCGAGCCGCGCUGGGCUUCGAGCUCAGCGCCCGCGACAGACAGGAGCUGAAGGAGGCGCUGAGAGGUGCCAUCAAAAUCCAAACAGUUUCCUUCUCUCCAGAGGACCAAAAUACAACAGCCUUGGCAGAAUUUGGGAAUUAUAUUAAAAAAGUUUUUCCUGCUGUAUUUUCUACCAAGUUCAUUCAACAUGAGAUCAUCGGGGGAUACAGCCAUCUCUUCACUGUCCAGGGUUCUGACCCCCAGCUCAUGCCCUACAUGCUGCUUGCUCACAUGGAUGUAGUCCCAGCUUCCCAAGAGGGGUGGCAUGUCCCUCCUUUCUCGGCUAAGGAACUUGAUGGUUUCAUCUAUGGACGAGGAACAGUGGACAACAAAAAUUCUGCUAUAGGUAUUCUGCAAGCUCUAGAAUUCCUGCUGAGAAGAGACUACAGACCUCGCAGAUCUUUCUAUAUUGGCAUUGGACAUGAUGAAGAGGUAUCUGGUCAUAAGGGAGCAAUGAAGAUUGCAGCUCUGCUGAAAACUAGAGGAGUGAAGCUUUCGUUCCUGCUAGAUGAGGGAAGCGUUAUCUUAGAUGGGUUCUUGGUGGGAAUAAAGAAUCCAGUAGCAGUAAUAGCUAUCACAGAGAAGGGUUCAAUUACAGCGAACUUCAGUGUGGAAAAAGAGCAAGGUCAUUCCUCUGUCCCUCCUAAGGAGACGAGUAUCGGUAUUCUUGCAGCGGCAUUGUCCAGGUUGGAGCAGAAUCCCAUGCCCAAUCUGUUUGGCCGUGAACCAGAAAUCAUGAUUCUUGAGCACUUGGCUUCAGAGUUCCGUUUUCCUCUCAAUCUCGUCAUGACCAACCUGUGGCUGUUCUCGCCCAUCGUCAGCAGAAUUUUCGAGCAGAAGCCCUCCACUAAUGCCUUGAUUCGGACCACCACAGCAAUCACCAUGUUUAAUGCAGGAAUCAAGUCCAAUGUCAUCCCACCUUCCGCAAAAGCAACUGUGAAUUUUCGGAUCCACCCAUCACAAAAGGUUGAAGAGGUGCUAGAGAUAGUCAAAAACACUAUUGCUGAUGACAGAGUAAAGAUACAUCUACAGGAAGCCUUUGACCCACUCCCUGUCAGCCCCUGGGAUAAUCAUGUCUUUGGAGUCCAGAUUAUCCAAAGAACCCUACUGGAUGUUUUCCCCGAUGUCAGCAACGUAGCUCCAGGUAUUUGUAUUGGAAACACAGACAGCCGGCACUUCACUAAUCUCACAGCUGCCAUUUAUCGAUUUAACCCACUAGUAUUUAAACCGGACGAUUUACCCAGAGUCCAUGGCUUGAAUGAGAGGAUCUCAAUUGAGGGCUAUGAGAAACAAGUGGAGUUUCUCUACCAGCUGAUUCAGAACUCUGAUAUCAACAAGCUCCCAGAGCCUCAUGCAAACUCCCAUGAGCUGUUGAGCAAAAGAAAUGGGGAGAGGAGCAGCUAUUGAGGUGACUCAUGGGAUGGCAGUGACUUGGGGUAUACAAAACAGCUACUUAUUGACAUUGCACUGUGUUCUGGAACUAGGUUAUUGUGGAUGGUAAUUUGCAUAGAGAUGAAAAGCAAUGAGGCUGCUGUCAGCAGAUACAAAGCCUGCCAAAAAGUAAAGGGAAACUUGAAAUGGCAGAAGAGAAUUGGAGCAAUGGAAAAAGCCUCUGAUCUUCACACCAACUCAUCUCCCUACCUUCACCUGCAGCCAUUAGAUACAUGCUAAUAUUAAAGGGAAAUGCUAUGGGAUGGAGCUUGGGGGAGGGAAUGUUAAGGAGACACAGAACAAGCACAACAUGGAAAAACUGUGGAAAUGGCCAGAAAAUAAAGAUUUAUUUUCUGGAAAAAUCCAUCUCCUUUCAUAACCCCACUCCUUUACUGUACCACAAAAUUCACCCCAGUGGAAAGAGUCAGUGCAAGGCUUAGGCACCACCC
Messenger RNA from Malaclemys terrapin pileata, 2069 nucleotides. RefSeq names its product N-fatty-acyl-amino acid synthase/hydrolase PM20D1-like. Gene Ontology annotation, molecular function: hydrolase activity, acting on carbon-nitrogen (but not peptide) bonds, in linear amides; metallocarboxypeptidase activity. The record is from RefSeq and is a predicted model, not a curated record. Lineage: Eukaryota; Metazoa; Chordata; Testudines; Emydidae. Gene Ontology annotation, biological process: amino acid metabolic process.